GAUGCUCGACAUAUAGUGUCCAAGUGUCCGCUGCGGGUGUGAGAGCUGCGGAUCGGGGAGCGGGAGCUGACCCGAGAAGAGGCGCUGAGGCUGGAGGUUUAGCGCCAAGUCCGAGCUACUCCUCCCUACAAGGCGCCAGCUCAGAGGAACCAGCCCGGCCUGAGACACGGUCACACACAAAGAGCUGCUGCCAGGGUCAGUCGCAGGAGGUCCAGCACCGAGUCCACUUGCACCUGUGUGUUUCCCUCCAGACACGAGUGAACUUCAAGGGCUCAAUCCUGAGGUGGACUCUGAAGCCGACGCCGAGCCCUCCGAGGAGAAUGCGAGGAAAACGGGAAGACACAGAAGCAGAGUCUGUCACUCCCAAGGAAACCACCGUCCGACCGAGGAAGAGGAAGGCAGACGUGGCUAUAUAUAUACAGGAUCUGGAUGAGGAGGUGGCCGAGAUGACGAGGAAGAAGCAGCGGGACAGUGAGAUGACCUGGAGUCCAGGUGCUGGUCUCAAGAGUCCACACAGAUGGAUCCCAACACCGGAUCAGGAGGAGGACCGACCAGUUACUCUUAUAAAUGCAGGCUUCCCUCACUACAUCUUUAACAACAUAUUUGCAACCCCCGUGCAUUGUGCCCCACUCCCUGAGCUGUGCUGGGCCAGUAAAGAUGUGGUGUGGAAAAACAUGUUGGAGAAGGAUAAGACCUACACCAGGGACGUCCACCUGAUGGAGAAGCAUCCUCAUCUGCAGCCAAAGAUGAGAGCUAUUCUCCUGGACUGGCUCAUGGAGGUGAGCGAGGUGUACAAACUGCACAGGGAGACAUACCACCUGGCUCAGGACUACUUUGAUCGCUUCAUGGGCACGCAGAGAAACGUCUUUAAAUCAACGCUGCAGCUCAUAGGCAUCACCUGUCUCUUCAUCGCUGCCAAAGUAGAGGAAAUGUAUCCUCCCAAGGUCCACCAGUUUGCCUAUGUUACAGAUGAGGCCUGCACUGAAGAUGAGAUUCUCAGUAUGGAAAUCAUUGUUAUGAAGGAGCUGAAUUGGAGUUUGAGCCCACAGACUCCCAUCUCCUGGCUCAACGUGUACAUGCAGGUGGCUUACUUGAAAGAGACGGACGACCUGCUCAUCCCCAAAUACCCCCAGGCCACAUUCACACACAUAGCAGAGUUGUUGGACCUUUGUUUGCUCGAUGUGCGUUGCCUUGAGUUUUCCAAUGGCCUCCUUGCUGCGUCAGCUCUGUUUCACUUCUCCUCUCUGGAGCUGGUGGAAAACGUUUCAGCUUUGAAGAGGGUGGAGGUGGAGCAGUGUGUGAGGUGGAUGGUUCCUUUUGCCAUGGCACUGAGGGAGAUCGGCGGGUCGCCUAUGAAAACUUACACAGGAAUCCCAGCAGAUGACAUGCACAACAUCCAGACCCAUGUUUCGUAUCUCACGUGGCUGGACAAGGCCUACUCUUACCAGGAUGUGGACUUGGAGUGUCACAGCAGCUGUUCAGUCCCUUCAGGUGUCCUGACUCCGCCCCUGAGCAGUGAGAAGACCGACGAGCUGGUCCGAGUGGAUCCCGUUGUCCUGAAAAUUAGACCGAGGAUGAAUACUGUAUCUCCACCGCGACUUUCUCCAAAGUAGAGACGCAACCACUGAAGAUGACGAGACUACAGCAAAUCCCUUUUAGAGUUUUUACAUUAUGGCUGUAAGAAAGAAGCGACACCCGUGUGUUGCCUGCUUGGACGCCUCUGCAGUACCAGUGAACCUGUACAAUUGGAUGGAUUAUUGUUGGGGAAACACUGAUGGAAAUGGUAGUCAUUUCAAAGCGAUGCUGAUUACUUGGAUCCAGAUGCUUUUGAGUGUCUGUAUGGGGAACAGGCACUGAUAAUCAGUGAACAAAUGGUUUUGAAAUGCCCCUAUCCCCAUAGGAAUCACCUACUCAACCCUCCACUUUGGAUCAAAACAAAGGGCCAGUCGGGAUGGAAAGGCCCAAGAGGAAACUUAUUUUUUAAUAGCAUUGAACCCUCAUCCUUGCAUCAAUUUCCAGCCACACCUACUUUUAAUGGUUGUCAUCUUUAUUCUCUAUGCAGAGGCCAAAUUGUGUGUAAUGGAGUCCGUGUUUGAUUGUGAGUGUUUGUGUGUGUGUGUGUCUGUGUUUUUAAUAGUGAUUGUUUUAUUUUUCCAUUAGUGGCUUCAUUUGCCCAAAAACUAUUGCUAGGGUCAUGUUUGGCUCUAUGUGCUGCUAUAAAGUGGGCUUUGCAUGAUGGAACAGGGGAGAGAGAGAGUGUGUGUGUUUUUAUUUUUUUGUAAUAAAUAGGGUGUUUUUGGUUCAAGUCUUUUUCUCUUUGGACAUUUUAUUGGACAACACAUGGCCAUAUUUUACUUUGGGACCAGUAGCUUGGCUACAUGAACGGACAAGUGAAAACACCAAGCUUCAGAAGCUAAACUAUUGAUUGUAUUUAACUCUUUAUUUUUUUUAACCCAACCUGCAGUUUGUUUUCCCUCCACCAAUAUGUAAGAUGUCUGUUUGACUUUUGAAAUAAAA
Messenger RNA from Limanda limanda (common dab), 2517 nucleotides. RefSeq names its product cyclin E1 (gene ccne1). NCBI's taxonomy places the organism in Eukaryota, Metazoa, Chordata, Actinopteri, Pleuronectiformes, Pleuronectidae. The coding region runs from base 321 to 1613 and encodes 430 amino acids. Gene Ontology annotation, biological process: regulation of cyclin-dependent protein serine/threonine kinase activity; G1/S transition of mitotic cell cycle. Gene Ontology annotation, molecular function: cyclin-dependent protein serine/threonine kinase regulator activity. Gene Ontology annotation, cellular component: centrosome; cytoplasm; cyclin E1-CDK2 complex. The record is from RefSeq and is a predicted model, not a curated record. The transcript has 12 exons.